AUGACACCACCACCACCACCACCAGAAGACAUGAUCAUCAUCCCUAACGAAUGUCAAAUGGAUUCUUCAUGUUAUUGUGAUGAGUACAGCUGGUUAUUUGAUGAAGGGUUCUUUCCCUUUCAACGCAACGGUGAAUCUCCACAAGAAGACUAUGAGGAAACAAAUUCUUCGCCCACCGAAUCCCCUCGACUAUUUCAAGAAUCCUACGAGGUUGUUCGCUAUUGCUCGAAUUGUUAUGCCACCAAAACGCCUGUAUGGAGAAAAAGCAAAGCUGGUGACAUCGUAUGCAAUGCAUGCGGACAAUAG
Lichtheimia ornata is the source of this 306-nucleotide messenger RNA. RefSeq lists its product as uncharacterized. Lineage: Eukaryota; Fungi; Mucoromycota; Mucoromycetes; Mucorales; Lichtheimiaceae. The transcript is spliced from 2 exons. The record is from RefSeq and is a predicted model, not a curated record. Gene Ontology annotation, molecular function: sequence-specific DNA binding; zinc ion binding. Bases 1 to 306 code for a protein of 101 amino acids. Gene Ontology annotation, biological process: regulation of DNA-templated transcription.